AUGGUUAUAGCUUUAAAUUCUAUUGUCUCUAGGAAGGCUCCAGGUCCAGAUGGAUUCCCAAGCCAUUUCUUCAAAUAUAGUUGGUCCAUUGUGGGUGAUGACAUGGUAGCUUGUAUUCAAAAUUUCUUCACCAAAUCUAAGUUGUUAAAGGAAGUAAAUAACACUUUUAUCACCUUAAUUGCUAAGAAUAAGAAUCCUCCAACUGUCUCAGAUUUUAGGCCCAUAUCUUGCUGUAAUGUCCUCUACAAGUGUAUUACUAAAAUUAUCUCUCUUAGAAUGAAGAGGAUAUUAUGGGGUCUUAUCAGUCACAAUCAAUCUGCCUUUAUUCCUGGCAGAAGUAUUCAAGUUAACAUUAUGUUAGCUCAUGAGUUGGUCAGGAAUUUUCACAAAUUAAAUGGGUCUCCAAGAUGUGCUCUAAAAAUUGACUUAAGGAAAGCUUAUGACAUAGUCAAGUGGAGUGUUAUUUUUCAUGUUCUAAAACAAUUGGGGUUUCCAGAUGUGUUCAUUAAUUGGAUUUCUCUUUGUAUAACUUCAGCUAAAUUUUCUGUGCUUGUGAAUGGUUCACCUUAUGGUUUCUUUGGAGCUACAAGAGGACUCAGACAAGGGUGUCCAAUCUCUCCUUAUUUGUUUGUCUUAGCUAUGGAGAUGCUGAAUGUUACUCUGCUCAGACAGGUGCAGCUGCAGAAUUUUGGUUUUCACCCAAGAUGUAAUCUUACAAGGCUUACUCAUAUGUGCUUUGCAGAUGAUGUAAUGCUCUUCUUUAAAGGUACCACUUCAGCUGCUUAUAGUAUCAAAGUUGCUUUUAAUGAAUUUAGUGUGUGUACUGGGCUUGAAAUGAAUAACCAAAAAACCUCUUUAUUUCAUUAUGAAAUUGAAGAUGUUACUCUACAACAAAUUAUUACUAUUCUAGAUUGCUCUGUGGGGGAGUUACCUGUCAUAUAUUUAGGAAUUCUUUUAUUAUCAACUAGAUUAUCUUAUAGAGACUGCCUUCCUUUGCUAGAGAAAGUAGAUGACAGAUUAAAUUCUUGGAAGCCAAAAUACCUAGAUUAUCCAAGGAGGGCUUUAUUGAUUAAAUUUGUUCUAAGUGGUAUGCUUUACUUCUGGUUUUCUUGUUUCAUACUUCCAGAAAGAGAUUGUUCUUGGUGCUGGAGAAGAAUAUUAGAGCACAGAGAAUUAGCAAAACAACAUAUUGGCACUCUCUUAGGAGACGACAAUUCUAGCAAUUUCUUAUAUGAUAAUUGGCAUCCCAAGGGGAGACUAGUGGAUUGGGUUGACUCAAAUAUUCUUGAAACUAUUGGUGCCUCUGAUAACACUUUGGUGGCAGAGUUCAUUUCUGAAGAUGAUUGGAAUUUUCCCUCUUAUAUGGAAGACAAUGUCCAAGAAAUGGUUCAGCAAAUCAGUACUGCAUAUUUUAAUGUUCCUGAAAGGGAUCAAAUCUUUUGGAAACCUAGCAUCACAGGUCAGUUCUCAAUGAAACAUACUUAUAUUGCUUUGUCUGAUCAUCUGCCUUCCCCUCCUUGGAAUUAUCUUGUUUGGUUCAAAAAGCAUAUACCUAGACACUCUUUCAUCUCUUGGCUUGCUUUUCAUAGAAGGUUAAAAACUAGAAGCAAAUUGUUAGGUUGGGGAACUAUCUCAGAUGCUUCAUGUAUUUUGUGUGGAGAAGCUAUGGAAACUGAAGACCAUCUGUUUCAUGACUGCAUGUUUUCUUCUGGUAUUUGGAAUGGGAUUCUUUUGAAAUUAGUCUAUGUUAGAGUGCUUCCUAACACUUGGGAGGAGGAAAUAUAUUGGUGUCUUCAAAACUUCAAAGGCCAUGAUAGUGUGGCUGUCAUUAAUAGGCUAGUACUAAAUGCUUUCAUCUACCACAUUUGGAGAGAAAGAAAUAAUAUAAUUUUUAGAUCCUCUUUCAACUCUCAAGAUCAAGUUAGUCUGCUUAUUGUUCAAGAUGUGAGAUUUAAAGUGUCUGCAAUCAACUGUAAAGAAGAGGAUAACUCUAAUGUGAGAUGGUUUAUGAGCAGAUGGAGAAUUGAUUGUUUAUUUUUCCAACCAGAUACUAUUGAGUGUACUUGGCUUGCUCCUGCCACUGAUGAAACAAUGACAAAUACUGAUGGUUCAAUGUCUGAUGAUGCUGGAAGUUUUGGUGCUAUACUUAGAGAUCAUACUGCAGAGGUUAUAAGUGCUGCUAGUGGAAGUAGUCCCCCUAUUUCAGUCUUGGCUCAUGAGAUUCAGGGUGUUGAGUUAGGGUUAAAAAUGGCUCUCAAGUUUGAUAAGCUUAAAAUACACAUUGCUUCAGAUUCCAUGGUUGUGUAUAAUCUGCUCACCAAUCCUACAUCAGAACCGCCUUGGAAUGUCUUACAAAUUGGGAGAAGGAUAAAGCAUCUGAGAAGGAAGUUUGUUUCAUGGAAAGUUACUCACUGUUACAGAGAAACCAAUAGAGCAGCUGACCAUCUUGCAGGGAAGUAUCUCAGUGAUACUUGGCUUGAGAAGGAGCGCGACAGGCACUUGCUAUCAUGUCCUGCCGGCGAUGGUGCCAUUACGCCUUUUGAGGCGCAGAUUAGUGCCUUAGAUAAUGAGAAGGCUCAAUUGGAACAUACCUUGAAUUUCGUUCUAGCUGAUCAUAGGCUCAUAAUCACAAUGCAGUUACAGAAGAAACUGAACGAUGUCAUGGGAGAAAAGCAAAGAUUGGAUGAUGAGCUGAAUGGCAUGGAAGCUCAAUUCGAAGUAGAGCUAGAUCUGAACGUGUUUUAUGGAGGGAAAAGAUGA
Messenger RNA from Papaver somniferum (opium poppy), 2760 nucleotides. RefSeq lists its product as uncharacterized. The transcript has 4 exons. Gene Ontology annotation, molecular function: RNA-DNA hybrid ribonuclease activity; nucleic acid binding. Bases 1 to 2760 code for a protein of 919 amino acids. The record is from RefSeq and is a predicted model, not a curated record. NCBI's taxonomy places the organism in Eukaryota, Viridiplantae, Streptophyta, Magnoliopsida, Ranunculales, Papaveraceae.